UCUCUAUCUCCCCCGAAAUCAGUCUCACUCUCACCAUUUAUAUACAGAUUCAGGUCUUACAAAUUCUAGGUUUUCAACCGCUUAAUUUGUUCUCCGUGAUGCAUAUGUGAUUGUUUUAGAGGAAUUAAGAAGAAGAUUAGGGUUUUUUUUUUUGCGAUUUCCGAUUUUGUUGAUUGUUCGAUCUGUUGGUUGGUGGAAUGGACUCGUCAUCAGUGGCUCUGUCGAACAACAACAGUAGGGGGGACGCAUCGUCAUCGCCUGACGCUGACUUGAUUUCUGUCACUCAAACGCUAGCGAAGGAGGCGUAUGUGCUUUUUCAGUUGGGGAAGUAUGUCGAUUGUCUCAAGGUCUUGAAUCAGAUCUUGGAGAAGAAAGCGGAUGAUCCGAAGAUUCUUCAUAACAUUGCUAUUGUGGAGAACUUUCAAGAUGGAUUCUCACAUCCGAAGAGAUUUUUGGAAGCACUUGAUAGUCUCAAGAAACGAAGUGAGAGGCUUGCUCAUUCAUCUGGGGAAAAUGCAGAGGUGUUGAACAACAGAAGCAAAGCUGUGGGAAAUAAGGGAAAUAAUGUUGUGGCCAAUCAAGUCUCUACCAUCAGUAGCCCACAGGGCAUUUCAGCUGACGAUUUUGAUGUUUCUGUGAUGAUGUUCAACAUAGCAGUCAUCCUCUACCAUCUACAUGAGUACGAAAAGUGUUUCUCCAUUUUGGAGAGAUUAUAUCAAAAUAUUGAACCAAUAGACGAGAGGGUGGCACGUCAUGUAUGCCUCUUGUUACUGGAUGUUGCUUUAGUAUGCCAUCAUGCUACAAGAGCGGCAGACGUGAUCAAUUACUUGGAAAGAGUUGGUGGGAAUAGCUUAGGCAAUCAGGGUGAUUCCGGAAGCUUCACUCAGCAACAACAAUUAACGAACCUAGUUAUGAAAUCUACUUCAGCACCCAGCAAUGUCAUAAUAUCAGAUCCAAUCAACUCCGAUUCAGCUGUUAAUGCAAAUGGCCCUGAAAGUCCUAUAUCUCGAACUCUGUCAGAGGAAACCCUUUAUGAAUCUUUGAUGUCAACUCUCGAUGUCAGUGGGGCCCAAAACCUAACGAGACCGUCAAACGAUCUCACAAGAACCCAAGCUGAUGAGUCUCUCAUUACAACUCCUGAUCUGAGGUUGAAAGUGCAUUUAUACAAAGUCUGGGUUCUCAUCCUCACGAGAAAUCUUAAAGCAGCUAAACGUGAAGUUAAGAUGGCCAUGAAUAUAGCACGUGGUAAAGAUUAUUCUCUUGCCUUGUUUUUGAAAUCACAGCUCGAGUAUGCUAGAAGGAACCACCGGAAGGCAAUAAAACUCUUGAUGGCAUCCGUCAGUCAAACCGAAACGGGGACUUCCGCAUUGUAUAAUAACAAUCUCGGAUGCAUUUAUUAUCAACUCGGAAAGUACCAGACUUCAGCAGUGUUUUUCUCAAAGGCACUCGGUAAUAGUGCUCAACAAAGGAAAGAGAGGCCUAGGAAGCUGUUAAAUAUCUCGCAGGACAAAUCUGUCUUUUUUGCUUACAACUGCGGGUUAGUCUAUUUGGCUAGCGGGAAACCAUCGCUUGCCGUUCGAUGUUUUCGACAGGCUGGUUCAGUUUUCUUCAAGCGGCCUCUCUUGUGGCUUCGAAUUGCCGAGUGUUGUAUAAUGGCUUCCGAGAAGAAAUUGGAUAUCAAUGUUAAUGUUGUUGGUAGGGGAAAAUGGAGACAACUUGUUAUCGAAUGCUGGAAUUCAAGAAACACGGUGCAGGAGGAGCCAAAUCUUUCGCUCACAUUCGCUAAAAGUUGUCUCCUCAAUGCAUUGCACUUGUUGGACUGUCCUGAUGAGUCGAAACCUGAUUUGGAUGAAAACUCGAAUCCCCGAGGGUCGAAUCUAAAAGCGACAGGCCAGGUGAAUUCAAAUGGGGAAGUGAAAGAGUCGAAGGUGGGGAACAGUAGCGGGAAUGCUUUGCUACAGAGCUCCAUUAACGAAUACGAGAGCCUUUGUGGAAAAGAGAACCAGAUGAUCUUGCAAGCCGUUCUUGCUGACCUGGCUUUCGUUUACUUGGAAUUGGGGAAUGCAGUGAAGGGCUUGGCGGCUGCUCAGUGUCUCUUGAGACUUGCGGAAUGUUCUCGGGUCUACGUUUUCUUGGGGAACCUUUAUGCAGCAGAGGCUUACUGCCUAUUGAACCAGCCUAAACAAGCUUCUGAGCAUUUGUCUAGUUAUAUGUCGGGGCAAAAUAAUACCGAAUUGCCGUACAGCCAAGAGGAUUGCGACAUAUGGCAGAUGAGGAAAGGCGUGGAUCUGGAAGAGCCAAAUGGCGUGGAGCAAGCAUUACCUCAAGGCGGGUCUUUGUUUUUGAAGCCAGAAGAGGCCCGUGGGGUUUUGUUGGCAGACAUGGCGGCGGUGGCGGCGGCAGAAGGUGACAUGGAGAGGGCACAAGAAGCAGUGGCGGUUGCAUUGUCGUUAAUUCCAGAGAACCCGGAGGUGGUGCUAACAGCGGCGUAUGUAGACAUGGUGCGUGGGAAGAGCGAAGAAGCGGUGGGGAAGUUGAAAGAAUGCAGGCAUGCUAGAUUUAAGUGAAGGAUGGGGAAUAGGAUUAGGUGAAAAUGAAAGAAAGGAUCCUUUAAAAAGGGAGGAUUUGAUUUGUAACAUAUAUAUAGGGGGAGGGGGGGUGGGGUGGUGGUCGUCUUGGUCUUUUUCGAGUAAAAAAAGGGGUUGGUUUUUAAUUCCAGUAGUAGGGGAUAUUCAAGUGCGGGGUAGGUCUAUUUGAGGUGUAGCUUUUGUUUUAAUUUUUACUUUUUUACUUUUUUACUUUUUUGGAGUGUGUUGUUGGUUCUCUCAUCUCGUCUCAUGUACUCAUUUUAAGUGACCAUGUUUAGUUGGUUUAAAUGGGAGUUGGAAUUCAAAUA
Cynara cardunculus var. scolymus (artichoke) is the source of this 2896-nucleotide messenger RNA. Its product is annotated as CCR4-NOT transcription complex subunit 10. The transcript is spliced from 6 exons. Lineage: Eukaryota; Viridiplantae; Streptophyta; Magnoliopsida; Asterales; Asteraceae. The record is from RefSeq and is a predicted model, not a curated record. Gene Ontology annotation, molecular function: protein binding. Bases 198 to 2567 code for a protein of 789 amino acids. Gene Ontology annotation, cellular component: CCR4-NOT complex. Gene Ontology annotation, biological process: mRNA catabolic process; negative regulation of translation.